Messenger RNA from Vombatus ursinus (common wombat), 9140 nucleotides. RefSeq names its product neurobeachin like 2 (gene NBEAL2). Bases 84 to 8411 code for a protein of 2775 amino acids. Gene Ontology annotation, molecular function: protein kinase binding. Gene Ontology annotation, cellular component: membrane; cytosol. Lineage: Eukaryota; Metazoa; Chordata; Mammalia; Diprotodontia; Vombatidae. The record is from RefSeq and is a predicted model, not a curated record. The transcript is spliced from 55 exons. Gene Ontology annotation, biological process: intracellular protein localization.
AUAGCUAGAGGGAGGCGGCCUGAGCAGCAGCUGGUGGUGGACACCGGCCUAAGUGUGCAGAGGAGUGAGACACAUCACUUAACAUGCUCACCACCUCCUGCCUGACCCCUUUCCCUUGCCCUGAUGAUGGGGGGAGCCCCCAGGCAGUGAGUGGAGAGCCUCACCUGGGUUUGAAUUGGAAAGACAGGCCUCCGGGGCAAGGACAUUCAGGCACUGUGGACACCCAGGAUGUGGAGAAAGACCUGAGCUACCUGCACCAGUGGCUGGAAGCAUUCGUCACCAGCUUUGAGAAGGUCAUUGCAGUGCAUUCUCUGGAGCCUCGAAGGCCAGAAGAGGCUACAUCAGAGAUUCCCCGCCUGCCCCAGAACGUGCUGCAGGUCCUGGGGCAGCAGCUGGGGCUAUGUGCCGAGUGCCUGGGGGAGGCCAAGCUGACCCAAGCCCUGCUUCUCCUCAAGUUCUUCAUCAUUAUCUGCAGGAAUCUAGAGAACGUCCAGGCAGAAAACACUCCCAUCUUCAUUCCCCCGGUGAUGAUGAUGCUGGGGGCCUGCAGCACAGAGCUAAAGAGAGGUGCCCCAGCCCCUGACAGACCCUGCAAGUCUCAGCUGGAAAGUGUGGCCCUUCAUGCCCUCCAUCUUCUGGAGUGCCUUUUCGAUCCCUAUCAGACCUGGAGACGGCAGCUGAGUGGGGAAGUCGUGAGCCCCAAGGAGAAAAGCAAGUACAAGUUUGCUCCAGCAGCUCUGCCAAAGGACUUCAGCACUUUCUUUCAAGAGAGCCUUCAGGAUGUUGGUCUUCUUCCCUCCGUCCUGCAGCUUCGAUUCAUCCACCUCUUUGGAGCCAUCAUCACUGGCGGAAAGGAGAAUGCACUGGCUGCUGUCACCCCAGCAUCUGUGGAGGGACUUCUGGGGGUGCUUCGCAGCUGGGGCAGUCCCUCCCAGGACCCUCAACUCCUGCGGCUGGCCCUUCAGGGGCUAGUGGGAGCUGUGCACCUCCUCCAUUCCAGUGGUGCCUCUCAGCGGGGCCCAGAACUCCGAACCCUUCUGGAAGGCUAUUUUCGAGUCCUCAACACAGAUCGACCCCCAACCACAACUCAGGACAAUAGUCCCACCCCCAGCCCUGCUGGUGGAGAAGAAGACCUUAUCACGCUCCGGGUCAGCAUGCUUGAUGCAAUUCCAGAGAUGCUGGACUGUGCUGACCGCCCUGUCCUCCAAGCUGUCUUCCUUAGCAACAACUGCUUUGAACACAUCACACGCCUCAUUCAGAACAGCAAGCUCUACCUGCGGGCUAGAAGCCCGGUGGCCCCAGAGGGGGGCAACGAUCUCGCCACUCAGUUACUGACCGAACUCGAUAUUCAGAAGGUGCUGGACAAAGACAUUGAUGCCAUAGCUGUCCAUGCUGUCAGGGUGCUUACUUCCAUCAUGAGCAACUCUCCAUCUGCCAAGGAAGUGUUUAAGGAGAGAAUCGGCUAUUCCCACUUGUAUGAGGUUCUGAAGAGCCAGGGUCCACCCACUAGAAGGCUCCUCCAGGAAUUACUCAACAUGGCUGUAGAGGGGGACCACAGUGCCUGCCCACCCCUCCCCAUUCGGAACGAGCAGCCUCUGUUGAUUCUGGCCCAGUGGCUUCCAGUCCUGCCCUCCAGUGACCUCCAGGUGUACCUUUCAGAGAGGCUCCGACUCCUGUGUGAUGGGGGCCCUCUCAGCCGCACCACAUGUGUGAAAGCCGGCCUGGUAAGCUACCUGUUGGAAGCUCUGGGGAUGGAGCCAGCUCUGAAACGCCAGGCUGCAGAACACCUCCUGGAACUCCUGCAAUCCCUGGGGGGCGUCUCCCUGCGGCCAGCGGAGCUGAGGCGCCUCUUCCGCCUGCUCUGGACAGAGCCAGGCAAGGGUGCCCAUCCCUACACUGCUGCUGUGAUCCGGGCUCUGUCGGGAAUGGCCCGUCAGAAGGGGCCGGAGCGGGCCCUGCGCUACUUCGACCUGACGCCCAGUAUGGCAGGCAUUAUGGUGCCUUCUAUCCAGCGGUGGCCGGGGGCUGCCUUCUCCUUCCAUGCCUGGCUCUGCCUUCACCAGGAGCUACCCACCUCCAGCCUCCAAAGGGGAGGAUUCCCCAUGUUCCACCCUGCUGGCCCCCCACAGCCCAAGAGGAAGCAGCUGUACAGCUUUUUCACAUCCAGUGGUACAGGCUUUGAGGCCUUCUUCACACCUGCUGGAAUGCUGGUGGUAGCUGUGUGCACCAGGAAGGAAUAUAUGACGGUGUCGCUUCCUGAGUCCACCUUCAACGACUCUGCCUGGCACAGUGUUGCCAUUAUCCAUGUUCCGGGACGCCGACCCUUCAGCCAAAAUUUGCUGCACAUCUAUGCCGAUGGACAGCUACUGAAGACAGCCCCACUCCGCUGCCCUUCCCUCAAUGAGUCCUUCUCUUCCUGUUGCAUUGGCUUGGCUGGCCAACGAACCACUACAACCACCACAGGCCCACCUAUCUUCCCUGGCCCAUCCUACCCGCCGCAGCUGCCCUUCUCUGCCCACCCAUCCCUCUCUCGAUCUCAGUCCUUCCCUGCCAGCAUGUCUUCGUGGGGCCCCAGUGCCAAUAUGGCGGGGCCCUCACGGGAGGGAGGAGUGAGCAGCACUCUGGCUGGGAGCCAGGACACCGAGUGGGGCAGCCCUACCUCUCUGGAGGGCCAGCUGGGCUCUGUGGUCAUCUUCCAUGAAGUCCUUCAGCCAGCGCACAUCAGAACCCUUUAUACUUUGGGGCCCAAUGAAACAUCUCCCUUCAAACCAGAGGGGGAGCUGCAGGAGCUCAGUAACAAGAUGCUUCUCCACUACACACCCCAGGCCUGUAAGAAUAAAAUCUGUCUGGACCUGUCUCCUAGCCAUGGGCUCGAUGGGCGCUUAACAGGCCACAAAGUGGUGAACUGGGAUGUGAAGGAUGUGGUGAACUGCGUGGGAGGGAUGGGAGUUCUGUUGCCCCUCCUAGAACAGGUGGGUUCCCAGCCCCAGGAAGCUGAGGGACAGGCUGAAACCCAUGACCUAGUGGGCCCUGAGCUGACUUCCUCCCACAAUGCCCAGGGUCUGCUUAUCCCCCUGGGUAAGUCCUCAGAGGGCCGAGUAGAACGGAAUGGUGUAGCUGCCUUCUUGCUCAUGGUGAAGAAUUUUCUUCGAGGACAUCUGGUGAAUCAGGAGAGCUUGAUGCAAUGCCAUGGGCCAGCCAUCAUUGGGGCAUUACUGCAGAAGGUCCCCAGCCAGUGCAUGGAUAUGAACGUCCUGAUGGCUGCCCAGAUGCUUAUGGAGCAGGUAGCUUCCGAGGGCAAUGGGCCUCUCUUGCACCUGCUCUACCAGCACCUGCUUUUCAGCUUCCCUCUAUGGAGCCACAGUGACUUUGCUGUCCGUCUGGGUCACAUUCAGUACCUGUCCAGCACCAUCAAGGAACACAGACAGAAGGUUCGAAAGAAAUACGGAGUCCAGUACAUCCUUGACUCAGUGCGUGCACAUUACAGCCCACAGAGGGAGCGUCCCCUUGCUGAAGAUGACUUAAGAACAGUGCAGACCUCCCUGUUCAGUCUGGUCAAGGAGUUCCUGGCCCGAAGCUUCUCCCCAGAGGAGAUGCAUGCAGUGCUCAACUACCUGGCUGGGUCUAAUGAUGAAGGCCAGGUAUGUGGGGUUUUGGACAUGCUUUUGAACCUGCUGCGGAGCUCACCGGUCCAGGAGGCCCUCUGCACCUUCCUGCUAGAGCCAAAUAACGUGGAGGUACUGUUUGCCCUCUUGGUACACAGGUCCUUCUCUGACCAGCUGCGUGACAAGGUCUUCAAGAUCCUGAAUAAGCUCUUAAAGAGUGAUCGAGUGCCUGAGCGUUGUAAGCAUCGGCUCAAGCUGAAGGAUUGUGGUCUCCAGGGCCUCAUCACCUGCCUGCCCGAUGGGCCCGUCUCUUCUCACCUCUGCCGGGGCCUCUCUGAGCAGGUCCUGAGUGCAGACUGCCCAAACCUCAAGGACUUGGUGGCUGUUGUAUAUCUGUCCCACCGUGCCCAGCUCUGUGUCCGCCUGGACAUGUGUAGGAAGCUGUUCCACCUGAUCUACGGGCAGCCAGAUAUGGUGCGGCAGCUGGCUCGCCAGGUGGGAUGGCAGGACAUCCUAACACGUCUGUAUGUCCGAGAAGCCCCUGCUGCCCCCUCGCCGAACCCCCUGGAGCCAGCCUCUGCGGAGCUGAGCGGUGACGUCUUCCUGCCUCUGCCUUUUGAAGCUUCUCUGGAGCCUUCCGAGAGCUUUCCAGAGACUGAGGUCUCACCCCCUGUCAGUGUGAGACACUCCUCAUCUGCCGUGGUCCCCAGUGACCCGCCAUCUUUAGAAGCUACCUACCAGCCACUCUCACCCUUCUGUUCACCUUUUGACCUGGGCCCGGAACUGGCCAGCACAGGGUCUGGGGCCACUGUGGGCAGUGGUGAGAACCUGACCCCUGUCAGCCUACCUAGCACGCCGUCUCCGCUGGAAGGGGGACGGCCUUUCCCACCCCUCCGGGGCCGCCAUAGCUCCAGCCUCUCCAAUGUACUGGAUGAGACCAGCUUCCAGGAGCCCAGCCUUGGGGAUGAUACCUCCAACACCAGCAAUCCACAGCAAGCCCCGGAGGAAGAACUAUGCAAUUUGCUGACCAAUAUCCUAUUCUCGGUGACGUGGCGCGGGGUGGAGGGUGAUGAUGAGGCUGCGUGGCGUGAGCGGGGCCAGGUCUUCUCAGUUCUCACAAAACUGGGGGCUGCUGGAGAGCUAGUGCGUCCACCUGAUGAGAUCAAGCGCAGCCUCCUUGAGAUGAUGCUGGAUUCAGCCCUGAAUGACGUUCAGGAGGCCCUGCCUGUGGCCCUGCCCAGCCUUACACACCGUGUGUUGAAGCUCCUGCGUUUGCUACAGGACUUCCUGCACUCUGAGGGCCAUGGGAACCAGGCUCUGUGGAGUGAGAAGCUCUUUGAAGGUGUGAGCAGCCUCCUGGAUCACCUUGGCGUGUGGCAGCAUCUGACCAAUGGUGCUGCUGACCUCCGGGAGAUGGCGCAGAUUGGGCUGCGCCUUGUCCUUGGCUACAUGCUGUUGGAAGACACCCAGCUUCAUGCCCUGGCCUACGUGAAGCUCCAUGGCCUGCUGCAAACAGCAGUGCCACCAAAGCGAGAGGAGGCCUGCUAUCUGCUGGCCAAGCUGGAGGCCCCUCUGGCCCGGGCGCUGGAGGCAGAAUCUGAGCGCUGCUCCUGGCUCGUGCCUCUGGUCCGGACCCUGCUGGACAGGGCCUACAUAGAACUGGGCCUGCAGUGGGGGCUGCCCUCCCUGCCACCCACCAAUGGCAGCCCCACCUUCUAUGAAGACUUCCAAGCUUUUUGCACAUCCCCAGAAUGGCGACUCUUCAUUGACAAACAGGUGCAGCCUACCAUGUCCCAGUUUGAGAUGGACACUUAUGCUAGGAGCCAUGACCACAUGUCCAGUUUUUGGAACUCCUGCUAUGACGCACUCAUGAGCAGCAGCCUUCGGAGGGAUCGAGAGCGGACCGAGAGCCGGCGCCUCUUCCAGGAAUUGGUGCUGGACCCAGUAAUGAAGAGGGGCCGGUCAGAAGGAAAGCGUUACAGCAGUGUACAAAAGCAGCUGGCCUCCCAGCACACCAUAGCCUUCCUGCACUGGAAGGCCCUGGGCCGUUUGCUCACCGCACCCCGCUCUGCCUGGGCCCAGAGGAAUCCCCCUCCUCCUCGAUGGAAGUUAUCCAGCGCUGAGACUUACUCCCGGAUGCGGCUGAAGCUGGUGCCCAAUUAUCACUUUGACCAGCAUAGUGAGGCCAGUGCUCUUCGAGACAACCUGGGUGCUACUGACCCCCUGCCACCCUCCACAGAGGAUUCCCUGCCUCUGACUGUGGCCAAGGAGGCCAAGGUCAGCACUCUGGAGGAAGACCAACUGGGAGAGGAGGAGCUGGCUGUACUGGACACAGCCACGGAGUCCUCAGAGCCUGGUGGGCAGCAGGAGAAGCUCGUGCUGUGGGAGGACUGCCAGCUCAUCACGAUUGUGGCUGUAAUCCCAGGCCGCCUUGAAGUGACCACCCAGCACCUCUAUUUCUAUGAUUGCAGUGUAGAAAAGGACGAGACGGAGGAGGGCAUUGGGUAUGAUUUCCGGCGGCCACUCUCCCAACUCCGAGAAGUCCACCUUCGGCGUUACAAUCUCCGACGGUCAGCCCUGGAACUCUUCUUCAUUGACCAGGCCAAUUACUUCCUCAACUUCCCUCGAAAGGUGCGGAACAAGGUGUACUCAUGCAUUCUGGGACUUCGGCCCCCCAGCCAGGGUUACUAUGGAAGCCACUCUCCGCAGGAGAUGCUUCGAGCUUCUGGCCUGACUCAGAAAUGGGUCCACCGAGAGAUUUCCAACUUUGAGUACCUGAUGCAACUCAACACCAUUGCAGGGAGAACUUACAAUGACCUCUCCCAGUACCCUGUGUUCCCCUGGAUCCUACAGGAUUAUACGUCUGAGACUCUGGACCUGAAUGACCCAUCUGUGUUUCGGGACCUGUCCAAACCCAUUGGAGUGGUGAACUCCAAACACGCACAGCUCGUUCGAGAGAAGUAUGAGAGCUUUGAGGACCCCACAGGCACCACCGACAAGUUCCAUUAUGGCACCCACUACUCCAACGCAGCGGGUGUCAUGCACUACCUCAUCCGUAUGGAGCCAUUUACCUCCCUGCACAUCCAGCUGCAGAGUGGCCGAUUUGACUGCUCAGAUCGGCAGUUCCACUCUGUGGCAGCUGCCUGGCAGGCGCGCCUGGAAAGUCCCGCUGAUGUCAAGGAGCUCAUCCCUGAGUUUUUCUACUUCCCUGACUUCCUAGAAAACCAGAAUGGAUUUGAUCUGGGUAGCCUUCAGCUGACCAAUGAGAAGGUGGGUGAUGUGGUGCUGCCCCGAUGGGCCCGUUCCCGGGAAGAUUUUAUUCAUCAGCACCGAAAGGCCCUGGAAUCAGAGCAUGUGUCUGCCCACCUCCAUGAAUGGAUCGACCUCAUCUUUGGCUGCAAGCAGCGGGGGCCUGCUGCUGUGGAGGCUCUCAAUGUCUUCUACUACUGCACCUACGAGGGGGCUGUGGAUCUGGAUGCCGUGGCAGAUGAGACAGAACGGAAAGCCUUGGAGGGCAUCAUCAGCAACUUCGGACAGACCCCUUGCCAGCUACUCAAGGAGCCCCACCCUCCCCGACUCUCUGCUGAAGAUGCUGCUCGUCGCCUGGCAAAGCUUGAUACCUCUUCGCCAAACCUCUUCCAAAAUCUUGACCAGCUCAAGGCCUUCUUUGUUGAGGGCAUCAGCGAUGGAGUGCCCCUUGUGUUGGCUGUAGUGCCCCACCGGCAGUCCCAUUCCUUCAUGACCCAAGGAUCUCCAGACUUGCUGGUGACUGUGAGUGCCAGUGGACUGUUGGGUACCCACAACUGGCUGCCUUACGAUCGGAACAUUAGCAACUACUUUACUUUCAGCAAGGACCCUACUGUGUCCAACGCCAAGACACAGAGACUACUGAGUGGCCCUUGGGCACCGGGUGGGGGCGUGAGUGGCUGCGCUUUGGCUGUGGCCCCAGAUGGGAAGCUCCUGUUCAGUGGUGGUCACUGGGAUGGCAGCCUUCGAGUGACCAGCCUGCCCCGCGGCAAACUACUGAGCCAACUCAGUCGCCAUAUUGACGUGGUGACCUGCGUGGCCCUGGAUCUGUGCGGACUCUACCUCAUCUCAGGCUCCCGGGACACAACCUGCAUGGUGUGGCAGGUCCUACAGCAGGGUGGCCUGUCAGCAGGGCUGGCUUCAAAACCAGUGCAGGUACUAUAUGGGCAUGAGGCUGAGGUGACGUGUGUGGCCAUCAGCACAGAGCUGGACAUGGCUGUGUCAGGCUCCAAGGAUGGCACAGUAAUCAUCCACACGAUCAGGAGAGGUCAGUUUGUGGCUUCACUCCAGCCCUCAGGGGGUGCAGUGCCCGGGCCUGUGGCCCACCUGGCCCUGGGACCUGAGGGCCAGAUUGUGGUGCAGAGCUUGGCUCAGGAACGGCCAGGGGCCCAGAUGAGCUACUUCCUGCACCUCUAUUCAGUGAAUGGGCGGUUGCUGGCAUCACGGAAGCUGGAGGAGCAACCCACAGCCCUAGCCCUGACUGAUGCCUUUGUGCUGUUGGGCACAGCUCAGUGCAACCUUCACAUCCUCCACCUGCACAGUCUGGUCCCAGCCGUGCCCUUACUGUCCAUGAAGGUGCCCAUCUACAGCGUGGCCGUGACCAAGGAGAGGAGCCACAUUCUAGUGGGGCUGGAGGACGGGAAGCUGAUAGUCGUGGGAGCUGGACAGCCCUCGGAGGUGCGUUCAGGGCAGUUUGCCCGGAGACUGUGGAGAUCAACCCGGCGGAUCUCGCAGGUGUCUUCCGGAGAGACGGAAUAUAACCCACCGGAGGCAAAGUGAUUGCCCGGCCGUCCCACCCCUCCUGGUGGUGCCAGCCCCCUAAGUCCAGGCGCUCUAGCUCAGCUCUUAGCGCACUCUGGGCCGCUCCUCCUCCUCUAGAAUGGGGCGGGAGAACAAAUAAAUGCACUGGCCCUAGGCCCCCUGAGUGGGCAGGCCCCGUGCCCCAUCCCCACCUCGGUGUGGGUGGGAUGCCUAGGAGGAUGGGUGGGGCUCUCAGUCUGGUCACUGGAGACAUCCCCUUCUAGGGAGCUGAAAAAACCUCCCUCCUCUCCUCAGCCCCCUUCUCAGGCUGAGAGGUCAGGCAUGCCUAUAAAUAGGCAUUGGGGAUGGGGAUUGUUGUUUGCAGGUGUCAUGCCCGCCCCUCAGCUCAGGGAUUGGUGGGGGCCGGUAUCCCUAGGAAAGGCCUGCCCCCUAGCAGGUAUGGGGGCCAGGCAGCACAGCCUCUUUCUGGCUGGACCAGAGAAACCAGGCUUGUCUGUUUGUGGGUGGGGGUCAGGAAGGGGGAGGUGAGGGGUGUCUUGCUCUCCCCUGGGGAACUAGCCCCUGGGUCCUGUCCACGUGGCAGCACUUUGCACAGCCCGGGGUGGGAUGGGUGGGGGGGUGUCCUUGACAGCCUGUCUUCUCCUUCCCAAACCCCCAAGCACAAAGGGGCCAGUGCCCGGUGCCGUGGCCUUAACCCUGUCCCUGUAAGUGGCCUUCCCCCGACAAUAAACUUGCCCUGUUUUUGUA